This is a messenger RNA of Staurois parvus, 558 nucleotides long. The record is from the annotation of a GenBank genome assembly. NCBI's taxonomy places the organism in Eukaryota, Metazoa, Chordata, Amphibia, Anura, Ranidae.
AUGAUCCGGAUCUCGCUGCUCCUCCUGCUCUGCUCCGGCUCGUUAAGCGCCAGUCAGCAGCAGCCGGAGACCCCAGACUGGAGGAUGACCCUGAAGAGGAUCCGGAAUGGAGUCCACAAGAUUGACAUGUACCUGAACGCAGCUCUGGACCUGCUGGGGGGCGAGGACGGACUGUGCCGCUUUAAAUGCAGAGAUGGUUCCAAGCCAACUCCACGCUAUGGCUAUAAACCUUCACCUCCGAAUGGAUGUGGAUCCCCUGUGUUUGGUUUUCAUUUUGAUGUUGGCAUACCCUGCAUGACAAAGUGCUGCAAUCAGCAUGACCGCUGCUAUGACACAUGUGGUAACCUGAAGAAUGAGUGUGAUGAACAGUUCCAGAACUGCCUCUCCAAAAUAUGUCGAGAUGUACAGAGGACCCUGGGAAUUGCAGAGACUGUGAAAGCUUGUGAAUCUGCAGUGGAACUCCUGUUUGAUGCAGUCAUACAUUUGGGAUGCAAACCCUUCAUGGAAAGCCAAAGAGCUGCUUGCAUCUGCCCUUAUGAAGAGAAGAUAGACCUUUGA